Messenger RNA from Uloborus diversus, 5275 nucleotides. Its product is annotated as neuronal membrane glycoprotein M6-a-like. NCBI's taxonomy places the organism in Eukaryota, Metazoa, Arthropoda, Arachnida, Araneae, Uloboridae. The transcript is spliced from 7 exons. Gene Ontology annotation, cellular component: plasma membrane. Gene Ontology annotation, biological process: neuron projection development. The record is from RefSeq and is a predicted model, not a curated record. Bases 105 to 917 code for a protein of 270 amino acids.
GACACAUUCUCAACAAUCGAAAAUUUGAUUAAAAAAAAAAAAACAAUGCUUUUGUUUGAGUGGUGUUAGUUCUGUUGCAAAGUUUUCUUUCAAGUUUUUGCAAGAUGUUUCGGAAAUCAUAUUCUUACUCCAGUGUUUCCGAGGAACAAUCUUCGGGAUGCUGUCGAGGAUCAUGCAGAUGUUUAACAAGGAUACCUUACGCUACUCUUAUAGCAACGGUAUUAUGCUGUGCUGGUUGUGGAAUAUUCUUAGGUUCUUUUUACCGUGGUAUAUCUUUGACAUUGAGAACAUUUGAAGAAGUUUUUCAUUUUCAGUUUGAAUGGCUGAAUGACAUAUAUAUUGUGUUCAUUAUCAUCGGAGGAGUCAUGGGUGCCUUUAGCUUAAUAUUAUUGCUUGUUGGAUUUUUAGCAACUGGUGCAACAAGAGAAAGAGUCUAUCGUGGCUUUAAAUCUAGAAUUGGUGGCCGUCUAUCAUGUGCAUUUUUCAUGGGGUUGACAUACAUUCUGGAGCUGGUUUGGUUGCUCGUCUUUGUUUCAUUAGUCCUUAUAACCUUUGUGUUCUCUGUGUGGUGGGGAAUGUGCAACAACUUGAAGUAUGAACCAAAUCCAGAUAAUAGAUGCAUUGAUUUAAAACCAUUAGCUUUUCUUUUCCCAAAUGGUACUGAUGUAAAUCUACUUAGAAUUUGUGAUGAAGGGAAGAAAAAGAACUUUUGUAAAGACUGUGUUGAGACAUCUGAAGUAUUAUUUCUUGUUGCUCUAUCUGCUAGUUUUUUGGUGGUUCUAAGUUUGAUACACUAUUUGAUGUGCUUAUCUGCAAAUUAUGCAAGAAUAAUGGAUAAUGAAAAAUUCCAAGAGCUUCAAGAUUUACAGUAUUUACACGAUACCGAAUUGGGAACGCUGAACAAAAAUAGAUUUUAAACUUUUAAUUAUGUGUUACUUUGCAAAUUGUUAAAUUUUCAGACUUUCAAAGAAUAUGAAAAUGAUGAUUGAUUGGUUGAUGUAUUUGGGUUAAAGUAUUAAAAUCUAGUUUGGCAUUUCUCAUAUUAUGCUGUGAAAUGUAAAUAAUUAUAUUUGUUUUAUCCUUCUUUUUUAAACCUAGAAGCCUCGGAUGCAUUUAAUUUAUCAUACAUCAACAUUAUUUAAAAGGGAGUUUAUUUAAGCUGGUGAAAAAAAUACUAAGGAACUGCAUCUAUGUACAGAUUUGCUCAAGUCUUGACAGAGCUAAAGUUUCACUAACAAUAAGCUGAAUUUAUCUGUUUAACAGAAUAAAAUUAGCUUUUAAAAGUGUUUUUCUUAUUUUCAAUUUUUCUUCAUUAUAUUAACUGAAACAUAGAUCUUGUCAUAAAGUACUUUUUUGCAUGGACAAAACUCACAAAUACUUAAAUGUGAUUGUAUUGUAACUAUGUGUAGAUCCAAGUAUUUAUAUCUUUUUUUUUUUUUAAAAUAGCAUGUAGUUUAAAGAUCAUGUCUUAUUUAUUGCUCAACUGUUUAAUCAUUGACAUAUUUAUAGUAAGUGUGUAGCACAUAUUAUGAAAAUAUGUUGCACAAGUAGUUUGCUGUUGACUUGACAUUCCAUUAACUUUUGUUUUGCACUCAUGCAUUUUAUUGUCUAUGUUUAGCACAAGUGUUAAAAGCAACUAUUUGUUUGUGAAAUUUAUUUAAAGAAGAAAUAGUUUUACCUACAAUCAUUAAAAUAUUUCAUGUUAUAAAUUAUGAAACAGUUUGAUGUACUAUGUUGAUUUUCAAAUGAAUUACAAAUUAUUAUAUAAAAAGUGUGUCUAAAUUGAGACGCAAGCAUUUUCUGAGAUGAUUUUUGUUGCUAAAGGGGAAAAAAAUCCACUUUUUUAUAUUAUGGUCAUCCAAUUGCUGCCAGUAAAUGUUUUCUUGUACCUAUGACCUCCCUUUCUUCUAAUGAUUUUAAAUCAAUCAAAGCAAUUUCCCUUGUAUGCAAUAUCAAAGAAAUUUGCUUUCAAAUUAUAUUGUGUAAAGACGUCUCACAAAUUUACUCAUUAUUCUUGGCUACAUCCUCCUAAAAUUUGUUAUUUCUUUGCCUUUAAAGCAAAUGCUUUAUAGAAACGGGAUAUGACGUAUUAUGAGGUAAACACCCCAAUAGUGGUCAGUGCUUCGCAGGAGGUAAAACCUCCUGCACGUUUGAUGGCCUUUUGAACCCAUUGGGAGACCUGGAAUCCUAUUUUUUCACACAUAAGCCUUGAAGUGGCCAUUACUUAAGUACUGGCCACUACGGGUGUUUUACCUUAUAUUAAUUAAUUUAUUUAUUCAGAAACUACACAGCUUCACCCACAUAGAGGACUGCGUACUAAACGCGUUGUCUCUCGACACACACAAAGAUUUACAACACAAAAGAAGGAAAUAACACCCAGGGCAACGGCAGGAAUCGAACCCACGACCUCUGCAUUAGAAGACAAAACUUCGAUAAAAAUUAUUCACAAAGUUUUUCUCUCUAAUUCUACUUGUUUCAUAAGAAAACGUGAAAUAUUCAAGUUUCUUUCAACAUGCUAGCAAUGCUUUCCCUUGAGUGGGGUGAUGCACGAUGAUGCUCCAUUUUGAUUUCACUCUUUUGGUUUAGACAUGUGGAGCUCCUUAAGAGAUCCCAUCAUACAGCAACACUCCAUGGCCACAUCAUUUCAUUUUUCAUAUAAUAUAUUUCUUUCAGUAGUUGCAUAUUACCUAUUUCAUUAAUUUAAAAUUUUAACCAAAAAAAUCAGCACAAAAAUUUAGCUUUUGCUUAUUUGCAUAAUGCAUUAAGUAUUUUUAUUAAACUAUUUCCAUUUUUGUAUUUCUGUAAGUUAUUUCAUUCAAGCCUCAGUUUGUGUUUUUGUCAACAAUGCAGGAAGUUUUUCUUAGAGGCACCCCAUCACAAUUUCUUGUCCUCAAAGCUUAUCAGGAGUACAAGCAAAGUUCAUUGAAAUAUCUUAAUGACAUUUGAAAAUAAAUUUUUAACUCUUCAAAUAGUAAUAUUUACAAUAAUGAAAACCUCUCAGUGUUCUUUUAUCAUUGAAAAGCUGAGUCUUCAUUUUCUUGAUUUAUAUAUUUUUUAAAAUACAUAGUAGUACAAAUAAAAUGUUAAGCUUUGCACAGCAAAUUGAAGCAUAACCUUAAAGUUGCAAAUCACAAUAAAUAGUGGGAUUUUAUGCACUGUAGAGGUUGUUUGUUGCUUUGUAACAUUGAGACACAUGUUUUCAAUUCUAAUUGUUAUUGGUUUUUGCUGCCCCCUUGUCUAGUUGUCAGAGGAGUCUGACUGCAAUGAAGAGGUCCCGGAUUCGAAUCCUGGCUCUCGUGCAUGGAUGUACUUUCUCUCUUCUGUCCUUGUCCUUUCUUUGUGUGAAUGUGUUAUUGUGUUGUGAAUGGUUGCCUACUCUAUAAAUGGGUCCUUAUGGUGUGUGUAUACAUCAAAUUAUAGUACAACUGGAAAAGUGAAGCAGCGCAUCCCUAAUUGGCAGCUUAGCUACAAAAGACAAAAAAAAAUUUUUUUUGCUUAUACAAGGUGUCUAGACUACAGCUAUUAGUAAAUUUAGAAAAAACGUUAUUAAGUUUGUAAUGUAUAAUUAAUUUUUGUUGAAAGAUGUCGCCUCAAAACAUGGGAGUGACUUUUAAAACUUAUUGCUCCUUCUUUUCGCUUGUGUGUCACUUUCCUUGAAAAGUUACCUGCGGGAUUAAAAGCUGGCAGCUGUGAGAUUUUACUGUGUUACGACACUAAAAGAGGAGCCUACCACCCUGGCUUCUAAAAUCGUUAGGACUAAUUUUAUAAAGCUGUAGUUUUGCAUUUUGUGUGUGUGUGGAAGGAGUUGUUUCCCUUGUUUUCAUUCAUUUACUUGGAUUUGUUACUGUUAGCUUGUUCAGUACAAUGAGUUUUUGAUCAAAGUUGCAUUUGAUGCCACUUUUAUUUUGUUUAAUUAUCAAAUCCAAUCUUGUAAAAAUUUAUUUAAAAUAUGACUCUCUCUUGACUAGUGAAAACUCUUGUUAAGUUUUGUGCCAUAAAAACUGCAUAAAGGAAAAUCCUGAUGACUGUAUAGCGUAUUAAAACGUGGAACCUAACUUGCAGUUCAAUUUUUGCUUUUCAAUAAUAGUUUAAAUCAUAUUUCAAAAAUUCACUUCAUCUUAAUGUCAUUAUUUCUUUGUAUAAAGUUUGUUAACUGCUUAUGCAGUUUAAAAAAGCUGCAAUAUCCUUGUGAUUUUCAAUGUAAAAUUUUUUUUAACUUAUUGUAAUUGGGAUUUUUUUUUUCUUUUAAAACCUUAUCUUGUACAAGAGCACCACAAGAUGUUAAUUAAUUGAACGGCUACGGGGAAAGAGCGAUCAAAGUCCAUUUUUCUGAAUAUCUCUGGUUAAUCUAUGGGAACACUUAGAUUAUUACAGACAGUAUUCAAGAGAAAUAUUAUUCAGGCAAGAAUCAUCAUAGUGAGUGAGUUUUAACAAGCAAGAAUGAAGCUAACUUGGAAACGAUUUGAGAUUUCAAGCUUACAAACGUAAUGAGGGAAAUUUGAGCAUGGUGGACUAUGCUCAUUCUUCCCCGUGGCCCUUCAAUUAUCUAUCUUUUAAGAUUCUUUGCUGUCCCUCUAAACAUUUUGAAAGUCACACAUUUCUAGUGCAUAGGUUUUCUUUCCAACAAUCUAUAAUCAGAAGGACUCUGUUUAUACGAAUGAGAAAAAAGUUUAUCAAAAUAGAAAGAUUUCUGACAAGAAAUUUUUGACCUGAAAAUUUAAUACAAAGAUAAUCAAAUGCAUGCUGACUGUUUUCUCGCAUUUAUGCAUUCUUCCUUUUCAUUGCUUCUGUCAUACUUUCAUGUGGCUAGUAGAAUAAUGAUAUUUAACUGCAUCAUCUAGCAUCGAAAAAAAAAAAAGGCUAUAACAGCAUGUUUUGUAUUUUCUAUGUAUUACAGAUUGUUAGUGUAAAACCAUUGAAUCAUUCCAAGUAUUGUGAUCCUAAUUUUCUGCUUUAACCAUAUCAGUAGGAGGUCCAGUCAUUAAAAAUAAAUUCUUUAAAUAACAAUCAUAUUUAUAAUGUUCAGCAAUGAAAUAAUAUCUUUUAUAAUUUUUCAAGAAACUUUUUAAUAUUUGAUUGUUUAGUUAGUUUUACCGAACAUAAUUCAUGAACAAAUCAUUAGUAAAUUUCCUCUUCUACAUUCUAUACUUCGUUAAAUCAUCACUGGAAAAUGGGAUUUUUUUUCUUGCUAUUUUUGUAUAUGUGCAAUUACUUUUUAUAGCAUAUAGUCCAAUCUAUUUUUAUACUGCAAUUUUGCAUAUCUACUUUUAUGUAU